CAAAUUGAGAUUUUUUUAGGGAGAUCGAAGAUGGCGAGUGAAGGAGCAAAGGAUCCAUGGAAAGGAGAAGAGUGGGGGACGAGUGAGAAUCAGAAUCAGAAUCAGAAGAAGCAGAAGAAGCCAAGUGGUGGUGGUGGGAAAAUGGUGGCGAGAGCGAGAAAACAGAUGCCGAGGGGACUCGAAGAGAAGUACGAAGCUUACUUCUUACCACGAAAGCCAUGGCCUUCUGCUCUUGCCUUCUACGGAAGCUUUAUACUUGGUGGGAUUGGUGCUGGUAUGCUUAUAGAAGCUUGGAUCAACAAAAAGGUUAAAGAAGAUGGAGGUGUCAUUUGGGAAUUCGACAAGUGAAAAGAGAUUGCGAUUCAAGUUUCAGAUGGUUUGUGUUUUAAAUUUUCUUGUUGCAAGCAAACACAGUUUCUCUAUAGACAAAACACUCUCGCUGUGAGCUUGAGAACUUGUUUUAACUGAAACGCAUUUAAGUUGUUCGACGAAAUGCUUUUUAGAUAAAAUGUUUCAAACAGUUUGUUACAUAGUAACGACUAAAAAUGGUAACGAACCAAUGUCUUCUGUUAUCUUUAGCGACACAGCUACUUCAACGGUUUUGUAUUUGUUUAUUUUAAGAACAACCCCAUCGUCAC
This is a messenger RNA of Eruca vesicaria subsp. sativa (arugula), 638 nucleotides long. The record is from the annotation of a GenBank genome assembly. NCBI's taxonomy places the organism in Eukaryota, Viridiplantae, Streptophyta, Magnoliopsida, Brassicales, Brassicaceae.